AUGCAUAUACUGAAUACGCCAAGAAUUAUCCACAAUCCUCAACUUGGAAGCAGGCAAAUAAAGCUUGGGACAAGGCGCAACGCCACAACAAUUGAAGCAACCGAAAACUCCACAAUGCAUAUACUGAAUACGCCAAGAAUUAUCCACAAUCCUCAACUUGGAAGCAGGCAAAUAAAGCUUGGAACAAGGCGCAACGCCACAACAAUUGAAGGUCAGUUUUCUAGUGUAUUUAAGGUUAGGUUCCAUUCAUCAAUAUAG
Molecule: messenger RNA, 258 nt
Organism: Dicrocoelium dendriticum
Lineage: Eukaryota; Metazoa; Platyhelminthes; Trematoda; Plagiorchiida; Dicrocoeliidae
Source: the annotation of a GenBank genome assembly